UUUGAUGCAUGGUGUUAUCAACAACCCUACAUAUAAAGUUGAGGCCGUUCUGUUACUGAUUACUCGGUCUCGCGAUUUUUAAUCCAAAAUACCAAAGAAAAUGCAGGACCUGAAGCAACCGGACUCCUUGCGUCUGCCAAACGGUGACGCAUCCUCUGGGGAAGAGGUCAAGUCGCCGUUCCUCAUCGGCGUGGCCGGAGGCACCGCUAGCGGGAAGUCCACGGUGUGCAAAAAGAUCAUGGAGCAACUCGGACAGGCGGAGAUGGAUCACACGCAGCGCCAGGUGGUGGCCAUCAGCCAGGACAGCUUCUACCGCGAACUAACGCCCGCGGAAAAGGCCAAAGCCCAGAAGGGGCUGUUCAACUUUGACCAUCCGGAUGCCUUCAACGAGGAGCUGAUGUACGCCACGCUGCAGAACAUUCUCAAGGGGCACAAGGUGGAGAUACCCAGCUAUGACUACCGCACCAAUUCAUUAGACUUUGAAAACAUGCUGGUCAUCUACCCAGCCGAUGUGGUGCUGUUCGAAGGCAUUUUGGUCUUUUAUUUCCCAAAAAUACGUGACCUCUUCCACAUGAAGCUCUUCGUGGACACCGACUCUGACACCAGAUUGGCCAGACGAGUGCCACGUGAUAUCAAUGAGCGUGGGCGUGAUUUGGAUGCUGUGCUCACCCAGUACAUGACCUUUGUGAAGCCUGCCUUUGAGGAAUUCUGCUCGCCGACGAAAAAGUUUGCUGACGUUAUUAUACCGCGAGGCGCCGACAACACAGUUGCCAUUGAUCUUAUUGUACAUCAUAUCGGGGAGAUUCUCGCCACCACCAACAGCGCACAGCACAACAACACAGUCAGGGUAGCGUCGUCCAGCAUGAAGCGAGAUCACUAAACGCAAAGUAAAUCGCUUCUGGGCCGGCCAACUUCCAACACGUCCCCAAGCUUGUACUAAUUGCCAAAAAAAAAACAGAAACAGAAACCCAAAUAGCGACAAUUCAGACGCAGCGGCGCAACCUCCUAUUUCGAAGCGCCGGCAUCGCUUCUCAUUCGGUCUACACACCGUAGCCGAUUAACGUAGCUCUAAGAUUAAAAAGUAUCUUUAUACCUAGCUGUAUCUACUUUCAUAUGUUCAACAAUACAUGGUAGUGUGUAUGUAAGAUCGUUUCUGCUCAUUAAGUUAACCCAAACUGCGUUUGCGCUCCCAGUCUAACACUGGUCCUAAUAUUUAGCAAAAUUAUUAAGUUAAUAUCCACCCUUUGGUCUAACCUUAAUCCCAGCUUCGGGUACUUUAGAGGGGUCACAAGCACUCUACUCACAAACACAUAUGUCACACAUCUAACUAUUGUAUCUAUGUUCCGAUGGCCGAUACUUGUUAAUAAGUAAUUCAAUUACCUCUAAUCUGAUUUUGAUGACAACUUCAUUGAGUUUUGGAUCAUUUUCUUUUAAAAGUUACAACUUCUUAGCUUAUUUUGAAUUAAUAAGACGUUAAUUGCAUACAGUUCAUAUGGUAUAGCUUUUUAAGAUUAAAAUUAUCUUCAAAUAUUAAGCCUAAGCACGUUUCAAUUCCUUAAAGUUUGAAAAUAGAGGUACUUGGUUUAUGAGAAUACUUACUAUAAUCUUUAAAUCAUUCCGUAAGUAUCGGGCAUCUCGAAAGUCGACACCCACGACCAUUUUUUUCUACUUUAAACUAUUAACUUUAUAAAAUAUCUGUCUAAAAUAUAAAAAUGCAAGAUGUUCAGACUAUUGCCCAGCAAUGUGUGAAGCUAA
Molecule: messenger RNA, 1755 nt
Organism: Drosophila bipectinata
Lineage: Eukaryota; Metazoa; Arthropoda; Insecta; Diptera; Drosophilidae
Gene: Uck
Product: Uridine-cytidine kinase
Cellular component (GO): cytoplasm
Molecular function (GO): ATP binding; ribosylnicotinamide kinase activity
Source: RefSeq, a predicted model, not a curated record